This is a messenger RNA of Stereum hirsutum FP-91666 SS1, 983 nucleotides long. RefSeq names its product GTP-binding protein sar1. The coding region runs from base 57 to 626 and encodes 189 amino acids. The record is from RefSeq and is a predicted model, not a curated record. Gene Ontology annotation, biological process: endoplasmic reticulum to Golgi vesicle-mediated transport; vesicle organization; intracellular protein transport. Gene Ontology annotation, cellular component: endoplasmic reticulum exit site; COPII vesicle coat. Gene Ontology annotation, molecular function: GTPase activity; GTP binding. NCBI's taxonomy places the organism in Eukaryota, Fungi, Basidiomycota, Agaricomycetes, Russulales, Stereaceae. The transcript is spliced from 7 exons.
CCACCACCUCAGACUUCGUCUUUGUUUCUCUCUUCCAACAACUCUUCUUACCAGAUAUGUGGAUCGUUAACUGGUUCUGGGAUGUUCUUGCACAGCUCGGUCUGUUGAACAAGAACGCUAAGAUUCUCUUCCUUGGGCUGGACAACGCUGGAAAGACGACCUUGUUGCACAUGCUCAAAAACGACAGGCUAGCUACGCUCCAGCCAACUCUCCACCCAACCUCUGAGGAGCUGGCUAUUGGGAAUGUCAAAUUCACCACUUACGAUCUCGGUGGUCACCAACAGGCUCGCCGCCUCUGGCGUGACUACUUCCCCGAAGUCGACGGCAUCGUCUUCCUCGUUGACAGUGCUGACUUCGAACGUUUCGGCGAAUCCAAGGCCGAGCUCGACGCCCUCCUCUCCAUUGAGGAACUCUCUAAGGUUCCUUUCCUUAUCCUCGGCAACAAGAUCGACGCCCCCGGUGCUGUCAGCGAAGAGGAGUUGAGGCAUCAUCUGGGCCUCUAUCAGACGACUGGCAAGGGCAAGGUUCCAUUGAAUGACAUCCGUCCCAUUGAGAUCUUCAUGUGCUCCGUUGUCCAGAGGCAGGGCUACGGCGAAGGUUUCCGCUGGGUCUCACAAUACAUUUAAGACCACAACGGGACUGUCACCUUAGAACGGAUCGCACUUUAUUCUUGUUGCUUCUUCGCAUUCUGCUUCGAGCGGACCAUUCUUUCGUUGUUCGACCAUCAUAGUUCUUUUGUGUUUUGUCCUGGGAUGUUACAUAUUUUACACUUUUUCCUUCGUCUUUUUCUUGUGCAUAACUCCCGUCACGAGCGUUCGGUGACGUACGAGUGCCACGUCAACACGUCGAGACGCGCGCCACAGGCGUGCGCAUGCCAUUUUGGAUCGUAGGUGCCACACUAGUGCAUGCUUUCUUUUGCUCUUUGAGUCUUUCUGCUCAAGACUUCGUUGAAGAUCGACAAUGCAAUGUCACGUUUGUUGAAA